AUGGCUUCUUCCUUACCGAAUCUUUGCCUUCGAAAAAUAUUUGAAUGUAUCGAGGAGAAUGAGGAAGAUAAACCUUCUUUACACUCGUGUCUUUUGGUUAACCGACAUUGGUGCCAGGAAGUUGUGCCAAUCUUGUGGAGAAGUCCCAAUGCAUACAUGUCUAAACAGUUAGUUGAAGUAUAUAUAGCUUGCUUAAGUGACGAAGAAAAACAAAUACUUAAUGAUAAUGGUCUAAAUCUUCCACCUUCAACUGAGAUACCUCCAACAUUCGAUUAUUCUAAAUACCGGCGUGUUCUCCACAUUGGAGGAUUAUAUCACCACCUGUGGUGGUGGUGUAACCUUCGUAGAGACGAAUGCAUUGGAGCAGAAGGACGCUGGAUACUAACAGAGUUGCUUCUGAAGCUUUUUAUAAGUCGCUGUCCUGCUAUAUAUCGGUUUUCUUGCGAUGCUACUUGUUUACUAGAGAAAUAUGAUAUUACCUCUUACCCGGGAGCUGAAUCUUGCUUACCACAUAUUCGACGGUUAACUCUUACUGGGAAAAGAUUACGUAAAUAUUUUGAAAAAUUUUCUAUCUGUCAUGGAGUGUGUCAAUUAAAGACGUAUCUACCUAUAUAUGAAUGGGAUACUGAAAAGCAAUGUAGGGAUAUCGAAAAGUUUGAAGCUGAAGCAGAAGGCCUGGUUGAUUUUAUUCAAGCCCAAAAUAAUUUACAAGAUUUGGAACUCCAUGGUGAUUAUUAUGGUCAUGAUACUGGUGGCAGAAUCAUUCAAGCUUUGGAAAGUCAAGCAAAGUCAUUAGUGCGCUUAAAAUUAAGUUAUGUUCGUUUUGAAGGUCACCCACCAUUCUAUGGAAUCGGAGCCUGUAAGAAUUUGGAAAUAUUAGAAUUUGAUGGUUGUGAUGGAUUAACAAGUGAGAUGUGCGCUCCAUUGAUCACUUCAUCAUUAUCUCGAUUAUCACAUCUUAAUAUAUCAAAUUCUGAUCUUCCCGUUGAUAUUGUAUCGGCAUUGGCUAGUAAUGCUAACAUAAGUUUGCGAGAAGUUAUUUUAUGUUCCACACAAAGUUCCGAAUAUUUAGUACAAGUUAUUGAAGCUCUUGUAAGUCAUUGUCCGAAUAUCACCAAAUUUGAAUCAAAUCAAAUUCAUGGUACCAUAGAGAUAUCUGCUAUCUGCUCGCUUUUAAGCAAUUCACAGCAGCUUGAAAGUCUGUCUAUAUAUGGUGCAAGUCUGGAUGCUGAAAAAUUCUUACCUGCGAUAGGACAAUCAAUACCCAGUAGUCUUCGGAGACUUAGUAUUUCAUCUGAAUGGCAGUUUACAACGACCGCUUUUGAAUCAUUUUUGGAACAUUGUAAGGCACCAUUGACCUGGCUGACUCUUUCUGGAUGUGAAUGCAUCACCGACGAAUAUUUGGAGCUCAUAGUACAGUAUUUGGGGAAAACUUUACGACAUCUUGGUGUAUAUCGUGCGGUAUAUACUAGGAUGGAAUCUUUUGAAAAAGUUAGAAAAGUUAUACCAGAAGUUAAUGCUCCCGAGGAGAGUCAUUUAAAGUUUUAUCAAAGGCGUUGUCUACGCGAUGAUUAA
This is a messenger RNA of Rhizophagus irregularis DAOM 181602=DAOM 197198, 1575 nucleotides long. RefSeq lists its product as uncharacterized. Lineage: Eukaryota; Fungi; Glomeromycota; Glomeromycetes; Glomerales; Glomeraceae. Gene Ontology annotation, cellular component: SCF ubiquitin ligase complex. The record is from RefSeq and is a predicted model, not a curated record. Gene Ontology annotation, biological process: SCF-dependent proteasomal ubiquitin-dependent protein catabolic process.